UUUGUAUUUUUAUUUAAAAUGUGUUUAAUUGUUAUAUAGUAGUAUUUAAAAAUGCCACCAAAGAAAGGCAAGAAAUCCAAGAAAGAUAAAAACCAAAAAAAGAAAAUUCAGCCGCCGCCAAAACCUAAAAAGAUCCCUCCACCUCCAGAGUGCUUCACACAGGACGAUCUGAACCGAUUUAAGGAUAUGUUUAAACAACACGUUGAAGAGAAGACAGAAGUUGUCCUAUUGGAGAACAUUCCAUUGAUGCUAAAGAAACUGGGCUUCAAUCCUAAGAACUACGAAAUCCAGGAACUAUUUCGAUUGUUUCUCGACGAAUUUGCCGAGUUUGUGGAGUACCACGAAUGGUUGCAAAUGCUCGAAGCGAAGAUGAGCUGGGGUGACGAUUAUGAAGCUGUCGUUAUGAGAGCCUUCGCGUUUUUAGGUAAAGAUGAGGAAGAAAAGGGUAUUUGUGACUUCGAACUGAUACGAGAAGAGCUGAUGAAGUGGGGGGAACCGUUGGAAGAAAUAGAAUUCGUUGAUUGGCUCGCCGUUGCUUUGCGAAACAAAACAUACAAUGUAGAAGAUAAAACUAUCCAAUACGAGAAAUUUAUUCAGAUUAUGAACAAGAAGGAUACGAAGUAUAUACCAGAGCCAAUAAACUAUUUCAAAUUAGACCAGAAGACUUUAGCUGAGAUGGCGAAGAAGAAAGCGGAAGAGGAAAGAGAGGAACAAGUUAGGAAGGAGGCGGAGAAGAUUGCGAGGGAAGAGGCAAGAAGGCAGAAGAUGAUUGCAGAUGGUUUGAUACAACCUGACUGACUUCUCUGUUAUGUUGAAGAUAUUUCGUACAGGGUGUAACAAAACUAAGAAAUAAUACUUAAGGGUGUGUACUGUAUAUAUGUCCCGCAUAUAGAGUUCGGAGUGAAAGUAGCAGCGCAGAGAGAUUAACUUUUUUUAAAUCUCUUGUAUAGGAAAAUCCAUGACGCUCGAUUAUUGCUGUUGCCCAAACAAAUUAAAAAAAAAAAG
Aricia agestis (brown argus) is the source of this 1005-nucleotide messenger RNA. RefSeq lists its product as uncharacterized. Gene Ontology annotation, cellular component: myosin II complex. Lineage: Eukaryota; Metazoa; Arthropoda; Insecta; Lepidoptera; Lycaenidae. The coding region runs from base 52 to 798 and encodes 248 amino acids. The record is from RefSeq and is a predicted model, not a curated record. The transcript is spliced from 3 exons.